This is a messenger RNA of Xylona heveae TC161, 1023 nucleotides long. RefSeq lists its product as hypothetical. The transcript has 2 exons. Bases 1 to 1023 code for a protein of 340 amino acids. NCBI's taxonomy places the organism in Eukaryota, Fungi, Ascomycota, Xylonomycetes, Xylonales, Xylonaceae. The record is from RefSeq and is a predicted model, not a curated record.
AUGUCUGCACAAGGGCAGCAACGGCAUCCACAACAGAUGCAUAAACCCUACUUUCCGCAGGUUGCUAGCCUUGGAGGUGUACCGACAGUCAAAGUUGAUGUGCCCAUCAGCGCUGUCUUCCUAUUUCUCUUCAUAAUUUCCGCAGCAGCGCAUAUGACAAUAUUCCAACUGAACAAGCGGAAAGGGCAUAAAUUCGUCAUAUCAGGAAUGAUGUUUGGCUUCUCCAUGGCGCGAAUAACUGCCUGCAUUCUACGGAUAGCAUGGGCGACGAGACCAACCCACAUACCGCUCGCCAUUGCCGCACAGAUUUUCGUAGCAGCAGGAGUGGUGCUGAUGUUCGUCAUCAAUCUCAUCUUCGCCCAGCGCAUUCUCCGCGGCGCGCAGCCAUUCAUUGGGUGGCACAAGCUCUCCAAAAUCCCUUUUACCUUUCUUUAUGCCUUGAUCGUUGUAUCUUUGGUCAUGCUCAUCACUUGCACCGUGCAAUCCUUCUACACGCUGAACCGUAACACGCACCGCAUCGACCGCGACGUGCAACUCUACGGCCAGACCAUUUUCGCCAUCAUGUCCUUUUUGCCGAUCCCAAUCGUCCUGAUCUGCAACCUGGUCCCCAAACACGCGGAGUGGGAAAAGUUUGGCGGAGGCCGCUGGCGAACCAAGAUGUGGAUCAUUCUUGUCGGUGCUGUCUUGCUUUGCCUGGGUGCUACUUUCCGUUGCGGCACAAACUACAAGACACCCCGCCCAAGAACCGACCCGGCCUGGUAUCAUUCCAAGGCAUGUUUCUACCUCUUCAAUUUCACCAUCGAGAUUACUGUCCUCUACCUCUACGCCAUCACUCGUGUGGAUCAGCGCUUCCACGUGCCCGACGGCAGCAAAGGCCCAGGCGACUACUCGAAGCGUCUUGGUGGCGCCGUCUCUGAGCACAUGUCUGAGAUUGACAUGGAGGAAAACAGGUCUGUCAAGGACCAGCAUCACCAUGCGCACGACAAGGAUCCUAGCACUGGAGGUGAUGACCUUCAGAGGUGA